AUGGCUUUUCAAAGCACCAAUCCGACUAUAACAUACGACUAUACAUCCUCCAAGUAUCAUGUCAAGUACGACCACAAAACCAUUGUAACAACUGUCACUGAUAAAGCUGCCGCCGCCGAGGAAUGGGUGGACGAAAUCGUCAUGCUCUAUGCGAACCACCCAAGCAUGGUGGUAGGUCUGGAUGUUGAAUGGCGUCCUCACCAUAUCAGCUACAUGAGCAACAAAUCUGCCACCCUCCAACUGUGCAUCGACACCAAGUGUUUAAUCCUUCAACUGUUUUACAUGGAUGAAAUCCCACUGUCCCUAAAGAGUUUUCUUCUGAACCCUAAGUUCACUUUUGUGGGUAUUGAGGUUGAGGGAGAUAUAUCAAAGCUGAAGAAUGAGUAUGGGUUGGAUUGUGCUAAAAGUGCAGAUAUUCGUGAAGAGGCGAAAAAGAAAUGGCCUGGAAGGUUUCGACGACCAGGUUUGAAGGAUCUGGCUAUGGAAGUUGCAGGGAUUCACAUGAAAAAGCCGAAGCAUGUCUGCAUGAGUAACUGGGAGGCAAGAGUUUUAAAUGAAAAUCAAGUUGAGUAUGGAUGUAUCGAUGCCUAUGCUUCGUACAAGAUUGCUUACAAGCUUUUCUUUUCAGAUUAG
Messenger RNA from Lactuca virosa, 633 nucleotides. The record is from the annotation of a GenBank genome assembly. Lineage: Eukaryota; Viridiplantae; Streptophyta; Magnoliopsida; Asterales; Asteraceae.